CUUAAAACAUACUUCCUUGUUUCAGUAGUUCUGAUUCAACUUUCCUGGAGAAAAGGUAACAUUUGUUUGCAUGCAAUUCAUAGAAAUAUUGUAUUGCUUAUGGAAUUACAAUAGAGCACAUUAACAUACAGUAGAUUAUCAUAGCUAAAUUCAAAUGUAGUAUUUACUUCUUAUUACUUUAAUUCAUGGGUGAACUAACUUACAAAGAGUAUAACGUUUUCUUUAGUAUCAGCAUGCAGUGCUGAAAUGUACUCUAUGUAAUGUACUCUAAUGUACUCUAAACUGCACCAGUAGGGACCAGUUUUCCUUUUGUUUCUGCAAUUUAAUUAACAUACAUUGAUGGAUACCAUAAGUAGACUAAAUUCCUUUGACAUAUUUUAAGUUAAAAAAUAGCUUGGAAUGACCCUGAAUGUUUAAAGAAAAACUGACUUUCUAAAAACUGAUAUUCUUUUCAUUCAAUGAUUUUAAUUCAAACUGCUGCAAUAGCACAUUAUUAAUGUGCUCAAUAGCAUACAUACAUACAUAUAUAUAUAUAUAUAUAUAUAUAUAUAUAUAUAUAUAUAUAUAUAUAUAUAUAUAUAUAUAUAUAUAUAUAUAUAUAUAUAUAUAUAUAUAGCUCAAGAUAUUGGGGGAGAUACUGAGGUUAUUAAAUAACACCUGAAACUGCAAAAUUUUGCCAUUGUAUUAAAAAAUACAUUUGAAUGUUUUUUAAAUACAGUUUGGGUUUAAUUUUAGAUUAAUAUGGGCUUUUACAAUAUUUUAUUUUAUUAAGCACUUUUUAAGAGGGCAGUGACAGAGCAGAAAAAGUUAUUUUUUCAAGUUAGAAGAGUGUUUGCAUAUGUAUUGUGAAUUAAACUCCUCAUUUACUUAGAAAUAAGAGGAUUAUUAGCAGGUCUGCAGAACCCCAGCUACAUACAUGUAAUCUUUACCCAAUGCACAUUGACUGACCCAGUAUGAUGGAUGUUGGUGUAACUCAUAGUUAUUAAAGGGCCAAUUUGAUGCAUCUUAUUGCAAUUCACUCCACACAUUCUACACACUGUGAAGGGAGGAAUAAAGGAGCUGAUUAUGAUUGGAUCUAUUUUUCCAAUUGUUUAUUUAUUAGAAUAGUUUUUUUCCCCACAGUGGGUCAUUAAAUUAGUUUGCCCAAAAUAAUGUAUGUGAAUAAUAUGGGUCUAUACAAGUUAAUUCAUAUAAAUUGUAAUUAGGCAUGUGCAUGGGAAAAAUUUUGGUUCGGUUCGGCAUUCCGAAAUACGGGACUUUGGCAAUUUGGCACUUCAACACUUCGGAAAUUCGGGGACUUCGGGACUUAUCUUGCAGCCGCUUAGUACGGUAUUAGGGAGUUAUCUAUCAAAAGUCUGAAAGACCUAAAUUGGUCUUUUAGCCAAAUUUACUAAUACUAAGUACAAAUUACUUAGUAUUAGUAAAUUUUGCCCCUACUCACUAUACAGCCCCAAAAAAGGCCAAAUAAAAAAAUCCAUAAUAACCGAUGCAAUAAAAAAAAACAAUAAAUAAACGACCGCAAAAAAUAAUAAUCCAUCUUCAUCCAUGGAGGGCUCCGCGCAGACUUAUAAAGCCUUGCCCCGCCCUGCAAUUAGGCUCAGAGCACUCUGAUUGGUGGGUUUAAGCCAUCCAAUCAGAGUGCUCUGACAGGUAAAUGAAGAGACUGACAGGUAAGUCUCUACAUUUACCUGUCACAGCACUCUAAUCGGUUGGCUUGAAAUCCACCAAUCAGAGUGCUCUGUGUCAUUUUACACAGCGUGGAAAAUUUCUUUGGAAUUUCCCCACACUGUGUAAUUUGACUUAUAACUCUCUGAUUGGUUACUUAAUCCACCAAUCAGAGAGUUAUGAAUCAAAUUACACUGUGUGGGAAAAUAAGCCUUCCCCCGCCCCAGAGGAGCUCAGUCUGCGCGGAGCCAUCGCAGGGUGAAGAUGGAUUAUUUUUUUUGCGCUCGUUUUUUUUUUGCGUUGGUUAUUAUGGAUUUUUAUUUGGCCUUUUUUGGGGCUGAAAAAAGAAGAUUUUAGAAGAAAGAAAACAUUGAAUGGUAAGUUUUAUUUUUUUUUACAGGUUUUUAGUUAAAAGUCCCCCCCUCAUUAUUUUUAGGGUGAGGGGGGAGGUAGGGGGUUAUUUUCUUAAGGGGGGGGUGACUAGGCGUUUGGGGACCCCUAGUCAUCUGGGGGGGUAAGUGGUAACAUUUUUAUUUAGGGCCCCCACCCGCCGCUCAGAGGUCGGGGGGAGGACAAUAGGUCCCCCCUAUUGGUAUUUAAGGGCCCCCACCCCUGAGCGGUUCUCCAUUAGGUUCUCCCCCCCUUAUUAUAUUUUAGGGCCCCCACCCACUGCUCAGGGGUGGGGGCCGGGGGGGAGGACAAUAGGUCCCCCCCUUAUUCCAAUUUACAGCCUCCACCCACCGCUCAGGGGUGGGCACCAGGGGGGAGGACAUUAGGUCCCUCCCCCUUAUUCCAAUUUAGGGCCCCCACCCCUGAGCGGUUCUCCAUUAGGUUCUCCCCCCUUAUUAUAAUUUUGGGCCCCAGCCACUGCUCAGGGCUCACUGUUUACGAGACAUGCCCCUACUCGCGGUAUAGCGAGUAGGGGCAUAAUUUACUAAUACUAAGUAAUCUUUACUUAGUAUUAGUACAUUUGUCUGAAAGACCAAUUUAGGUCUUUGAGUCUUUUAGUAGAUAGCUCCCUAAUACCAUGGGAAUUAGGGAGUUAUCUACUCAUUCAUUCCUGUCAUUACAUUGACUGGCUAAGUAACUUACAUUUUAUAUGAAUGUAUGUUACUUGAUUGUUGUAAGUGUUGCAAAUGCUUACAGCUGGAUCCUGGCUAUGUUUGUAUACUUUUUAUUUAAAUUUGUAUAGAAUGUAACAUUCUUCUUCUUUCACUGAGUAAGUAUAUUAGUACUUAGGCAAUACUGUACUUUGGCACUUUGACACUUCGGCAAUUUCGGAACUUCGGGACCUCGGCACUUCGGACAUUCGGAAGUACCCGAAUGUCUGAAUUGCCCAAAAUUCAUCCGAAUUGCCCAAAAUUCGUCCGAACUGCCCCGAAAUACGUCCAAAUUCAUAUUCAGACCGAAAUGAAUUGCACAUGUCUAAUUGUAAUUCAGUUGGAUACUAUGUCAGUAUGACCACUAUUAAAUAUGGUAAAUGCUCACGCAGUUUAAUGAACUAAAUUCAACACAUAUGCUGCUGUUAAUUCAUUAAUUCAGCAUUCAUCAAAUAAGUCUCCCUGUGUGGAUGUGCUAAUAAAACCAGUCCCUGCGAGGCAUAAUCUCCUAGAAUAUUAGGGUUUGCCUGGUAUGUAAUUUAAAUAAUAUAACACUGUGUCAUUUCAAAAAUGUUCUAAAUAUUACCAUCAAAACAUGACUCACAACUGUGCCUUGAAGACAGGAUUUGGCUAGCCCUGCCCUAAGGCACGAGGUAAUGACAUGUGGGCCUUCAGGUGUUGCAGAAAAAACUCCACAGAUCCUCUGCCAUCUAGUGGUAAGUUACAUAGAUGUUGGUGGUGAUGGACACCUGGCUAUAUGGAUUACAGGUGCAUCACUUAGGAGAGCUACAUUCCUGUGCUUUACCAUAUUUAAAAACUCAACAUUUUGCUUGGCAUCUCAGGGUUUUACCCAACAUAACACUCUGAGCAGCAUAACACUACAUCUUGUUGUUGUGUAUAUAUUGCCUAGAGCAGGUGUAGGCAACCUUUGACACUCCAGAUGUUGUGGACUACAUCCCUCAUAAUUCUCUUACACCCAUAAUGCUGGCAAAGCAUCAUGGGAGGUGUAGUCCAAAAACAUCUGGAGUGCCGAAGGCUGCCUAUGCCUGGCCUAGAGUGCCUGGGUGCGUUUCCCCAAGGUUUAUGUCAAACUGUAGAAGCCAGUGAGAGGAAUGAAUUAAAGUACUAGCAACUGGAAAUAGCAACUGCUGCUCAAGAUGACGACUAACAACAAUCUCAGGCAGACAGGGGCCCACUGAUUGUCAGUGAGGUGUAGCCGAUACCUCUGUAGGCACAGCGAACAAGGAGUACACAUUUAAUAUUUAGCUGAUACAUAAUGGGGAAGGGUAUAUUGUAUUACACUUUUUAAAUAUAACCUGUUUAAAUAAUUGUAUGCUUGACGAUCAAUGUUCUUAAUAAAUGUUCUUAAUAAAUCACAACACUGAUCAUUCAUUGAUUUAAGAAUAUUUUUAUAAUCCUUAUAUUAUUAUUUCAAAUUUCUUGUGGAUCAAUUUUAAUUUCAAGUUUUGCAAAGGCAUACAGAAGAAGGUUCAUUAGCACAAAUGUGCAUUAGAGAUAAUGCAGAGUGUAGAGGAACAGCUUAUCGUCUACCCAGUUUGACCGGGAGCUCAUUUCCCUGUCCCCCCAGGCAGUGAAAGGUGUGAGCAGCUCCCUGUCAGAACAGGUUGAAGAUAAAGCCUUUCCCCUACUGCCAUCUGCAAUAUCACACUACAGAAGCGUGUGGCAAAAGGGAGAAGUCAAUCUUGGGAAAACCACCCUCGUCCUCCCUUAGCUAGUAUGGCAACAGUACACUCAUAUACUCCAUCCUUCCACCGGUGCACUCAAACACAAUACAUUUUCUUAUUGUAGCACCUGUGCUCCAGGCAAAUUAUAUAGAUAUAGAAAGAAAGAGAUAAGGUAAUUACUAAAAUAUAGAUGGGGAGUGUGGUUAUAGAGUGGGCUAUUAUUUCAUUAAGAUAUUGCAAUGGGUAUUGUAAAUAUGGCUUUUGGAAAAAUGUGGAAUAUGGGCCUUUGGAUAUGGAAUGGGAGAAUAAUUAGAAUAAGGAAAUUUAGUUUCAAGCGAGAAAAUAUGGCAAAAAUAUUCAGUUAGAGGACUUAUAGCUUUAUGUGAUGCAUGAUUGUGCUGCAUGGCUGUGCAAGCACCAGAAUGGACAUUGUCGUUAUAUUUGAUCAGAGAUCUCCCUCCCCAGUCCGCAGGCACUGUACUGGCAGCCGACAGGAGAGGGAGGGAGAGAAGACCCGGAGCUCAGUCUGCAGCUCCUCCGGGUCCUUCUCUCACGAGCACCGAACAUUGCCGUGGGUUACUCUAGCCCUGGAGCUACGGGCUACAGUUCACUCUCACCACUGGGACCACCAGGGAUUCCCCACAAACCACCAGGGAUUGAGAAUUGUAUUUAUUUUAUCAAAUAAAAAAAAAAAAAUUAUUGAAAAGCCUCCCUACCCUCCUUCCACCCCAUACACACACUGCCCCACAUACACACACUGCCCCCCCACACACACACUGCCCGCCACACACACACACUGCCCGCCACACACACACACUGCCCCACACACAUACACUGCCACCCAUACACACACUGCCACACACACACUGCCCCCACACACAUACACUGCUCACCAAUACAUGCAUUGCCCCACACACACUGCCCCCAUACACACACACACACACACACCCUGCACACACAUACACACAUUGCCCCACAAACAUACACUGCCCCACAGACACAUACAGUGCCCUAGACACACUGCCCCCCCAUACACACAUUGCCCCACAGACCCAUACAGUGCCCCACCAUACACACAUUGCCCCACACACAUACGGCCCCCCAUACACAUUGCCCCACAGACACAUACAGUGCCCCCAUACACACACUGCCCCACAACACACACAACAACCCCCAUACACACACUGCCCCACACACACACAUACAGUGCUCCCCAUACACAAACUGCCCCCAUACAGACACUGCCCCAAUACACACAUUGCCCCCAUACACACAUUCACUGCCCCAUACACACAUUGCCCCCCCACACACAUACAGUGCCCCCAUACACACACUGCCCUGCACACACACAUACAGUGCCCCCAUACAUACACUGCUCCCCAUACACACAUUCACUGCCGCCCCACAUACACAUACAAUGCCACACACACAUACAAUGCCCCAAACACACAUACACUGCAACUCUCACACACUGCAGGUCACACAUACACACACACACUGCCCCACACAUACACUGCCCCCUAACACACACACACUGCAACCCUGACAUACACUGUCGCCCUCACGCAUUCACACACACACUUCACUGCUCGCACACUACACCCCCCCCACACACACACUGCACCUUUGCCCUAUAUCCCAGCAGAGCCCAGUUCUUAAACGGUUUGACUACUUACUCUGGGAUGGGGUCCUAGCACUACUGGCACCAUAACUACUACACUGAGCUGUAGUGGUUAUUGUGCCUAGAUUAUUUUUUUAAAAAUUCUACAAGUGCCCCUUCUGAGAUCAGGCUCUGGAUGUGCCACUGUGUGUGUCGUCCGGUUACUGGGUGGGGAAUGGUGUGUCGUCCGGUUACUGGGUGGGGAAUGGUUUUCUCCGUACUAUAAAGGGUUCUCUUCCAGGGACAAGACGUGGCUGAACCAGGACAACCGGGCGAGUUAUCAGCAGGCCCGCUACAGUCUCUAUUAGCUCUUCUUUCAGAAGCUCACUAGUAUGUUUAUACAGAGUUUCUUACUGAUCUGACAAAGGCUGGCUGCUGUAAUAGCUUGUCUGAGGAAGUGCAACAGUUUCUCAAACUGAAUAUCUUCUUUUUAUAUUUGUUAAGUAUAUUUUGUAUCUAGUACAUUAAAAAUGAUGUCACUCUCUGAAGUGUCCUUUAAUGAAGACUAAUUGUCAUACAAUAAAUUUUUGUGCCCAUUUAUAGUUCUAUGCAAUCCAUAGAACCACUAAAAUGCUUAAUUGUUAGACGUGAAAAUAUACACGUAUGUUGCUGAUGGUUGCAAAACGUGUAUUAAUUUCUCUGCUUUAGGGGAUUAUCUUCAAUACAGUAUGUAAUUGCUGUUACACCUAGUCACUCUGGCAUUGCUAAUUUCUGUGGCAACAGAUUUUAGAUAGUGUUCCAAACUUAGGCAACCAGUAACCUGUUAUAUUGCAUUCUGCUAUAUAUACACAACAUGUUAAUUAAUAAUUUAAGAGUUAUGCAAACUCAACAAGCUAAAUCAUGUUUCUUAAAUAGCUUGGGGAUUUUUUCUAGAAUGUAAUAUUUAAUUAUAGGCUAUUGAAGAGUACUGGCAAGCAUUGUUCUAACCCUGGAAUUGAGGAGAAUUAAUCAUAGACUUGUGCAGGGCAAAAAAAACAUUGAUUCUUCUGAAACACUUCAGCAAGAAUAAAAUGCAUUUGCAGAAUUUAGUUCAUGCUGCUGUAUAGCUUAGAUAGAUUUUUGUUCUGGAAGUAAAUCUGGAAGGGAGGACAUUUGAACAGCCAAGCAAACAACAGGAAUAAAGGGGACUAAGACUGUGCUGACAUUUAAAACAGCUACAGUAUUGCCAUUUCCUAAUGGGUACGCAAUGACAGCGAUUUUUGCCAUGUUAAUUCUGAGUUGCCAAACUUACAUUUAUGUAUCAGAAAAAAAAAAUGAUAGAAUUUAGCUUUAUAAUGAUUGAUUGUAAUCUUCUGCCUUUACUAUCUUGUAUCAAAGAAAAAUGUGGUGCAGGAGUAAUUUUUAAGUAAAAUAUAAAAGGGGGAUUUAUCUAAAAAAUGAAAGGAAAAAAAAUCAGUGGGCAAUUGACACCCUCUCACCGCUCCCACCCUGACAAAAACAUAAUUUUCCCACACAUUCAGUCUAUAACCUCAGUGACCAUCCUUCAGCAUGGAAUAAAACAGUACUCUAUCAGCUUCUCCCAACUGUGUCUGCAGAUGUAACAGGCAUCACAAGAGUGCUCACCACAAUGAAAAAUGGGGAGCAACAGCAGGAUACAUUAAAUUGAAAACUAAAUUGUAUUCACCACACGAUUUUAAAAGGCUUUUACAAAUAUAGAAACAACUUUGAAGGGAGAGAUGAGUGGCCAAUUAGAUCUCAACAACAAGGAACUGAUGACACCUCAAGUAUUAAACUGAAAAGCAGGGUGAGAUUGGGAGAUUGAUCUUGAAUUUAUGAGCAUUGUGAAUUCAAACUGGUCUCUGUAACAGAAAAAAACUUGCUCAUUUUGGACAGACACGGAGCAGGGCGCACACUCUUCAUACCAUCACAUAGCUCAGAGUUUCUUCACUAGGAAGCAAAUUAGGUUCUAAAUGCAUUACUCUUUCAUAAGAGAAAAAUUAAGUAAGUUGAGCACUUAAAAUUAAACAAUGUAGGGGGGCAAAGAUGGAAUGGUCGGAUAUAGACACUGCUCCAACACAAGCAGAGUCUAAAGUGGCAACAAAAGCAAUCAGUAAACUGAUGAUCCUAUUGGUAUUAGGCGGAGAUGGCAUGGAAUAAACCAAGAAUGCACAAACCAAAUUAAAUCCUUAUCUUCUACUGGAAUCUGCCAAAAAAAACUGCAUUUGAUGAUGCUUUGUCAUUAAAGACAUCUUGGGUGAAGGACCAGGCCACAGAGCAUGCUCUUUUGGCUGAAGCCUUCCUGGAUUUGGAGGCAUAUACAGUCAAGAUGAAAGCCAUACUGCAAGACUUGAGAAAGGUUUUUCAAACCAACAUUUUUAAACUCAGUAAAACAAUUUAGGUAAGAGGACCGACACACUUGAAAUAAAUGUAGACAAAGUGGUACAUUCCUACAACACAUAAUUUGACAUACACGAAGGCCUGGUUACAGAAGUAGCUCACAUGGAAUAUAAGUUGAUAUUGGAAGGCCAAUCAAUCAGAUGGCAUAGCAAUACAGUUUCUAAUGCUGACUUGGAAGUGUUUUUAAAGGAAUAUACAUAGGCGUGCGACCUGGGUGUGCCCACAGGCAGGGAGGGAGGCAGGAGAAGGGUAAGAAGGGAGGGGAGCUCUAGCCAGCAGCUCCGCCGGGUUCCUCUCACGAGGUUGGAGCGUUGCCGCAGCAUCACUCAGAUCUCGCAAGAGUGAACUCUAGCCCGGCAGGCUGGAGUUCACUUACCACUGGACCACCAGGGAUGGCAGCAGUACAGUCCCCCCUCCCUACAAAAGGUAAGAAGGGAGGGGGGCUAUUAACUAAGUGGUCCCCCAACCCCACACAAUACACACAAACAGCACCCUUACACACAUCACCCUUACACACACAGCACCCACACACACACAGCACCCUUAAAGCACCCUCACACACAGCACCCUUACACAUACACACUAACAGCACCCUCACAAACACACAGACAGCACCCUCACACAUACAGCACCCUUACAAACACACACACAUACACACACACACCACCCUCACAACACACACCACACAAUUACACUCACACAGCGCCCUCACACACAGCGCCCUCACACACAGCAGUGUGUGUGUGUAUAUAUAUAUAUAUAUAUAUAUAUAUAUAUAUACGCGGCGUGUGUGUUUGUGCUUUAGGGUGCACACCCUUAUGCAAUAGGCUGCGCACAUCUAUGGGAAUAUAUAUAGCACAUAUUACCAGAAUUUAACAUAGAGGCCUUACACAGGUGUACAUGGGCUCCCAAAAAACAGAUCCUCUCCAAUGGGAGUCCCCAAAGACCACAGUCAGGAUUAAGUUUAUACACACUGUGAGCGAAAAAGUGGAAUAGUGGUUGAUGGAAGAUACAUCAGGCCUGAUUUGCUAAACAGCAACCAAGAAUUUUCAGUUAAGUUUGCAAUCUACAUUGCUGGUGCUCUGCAAAACAUGGUAUGGGUCCCUGGGGCGGAGUAUUUGGAGAGCAGGGUGGGCCAAUGCUCCAACAGCACUAAUUGCUGUGUAACAGACCAGAAUUUGGAUCUGACUUAAGAGUUUACUAAUUGGCACUCACCUGGAGCUAGUCAAUUAGCAGACAGGCCUUUAAAAGAAGAGAUCAGCCUGCUGCAGAGUGAGGGAGAAAAAAGAAAAGGAAAAGGAAAAGGAAAAGGAAAAGGAAAAGGAAAAGGAAAAGAAAAGAAAAGGAAAGAAAGAAAGAAAGAAAGAGCGAGCCAGCUAGGAGAGCUGAAGGAGAAAGAACAACAAUUGUGUUUAUUGCAAAUCCAUUUCUUUUUUGGGGGGAAAAUUGGUAAGUGGGAAAGCCACCCAAUUACAGAUAGUGAUUUCUGUCUAGUAAGAGCUCAAGUAAGAGCAAGGAAUUUUGUUUGUUUAUUAUUAUUAAAAGCACCUGCUUUCUUAUAAAAUAAAAAGAAAAACCGAGCUGAAUGUGUCCUGGACUUUGUAUACCCUAGAAGGCUGUGGUUACUGCAAGAUCUGUGACAAUCCUACCUGUAAAAGAGGUGGUUUGUUACAACACAAAUUGCUCCUUUUUCAGGCAGUCAAGGGAGGAAAAGAGUCCCAGACUAUAACCGAAUCUUUCCGUUCAACUAUAACUGAAUCUCUCUAUGCCAUACAGGGCCGGCGCGUCCAUAAGGCGGCACAGGCGGCCGCUUUAGGGCGCAAUAUUUCAGUGACUGGCAGGAGGGAAGCUCUCCCUCCUGCCAGGCCACCAUCUCGACCCCUGGCGCAGCAGUGCUGUGAUCAGGCGCGGCGAGGGAGCUCUAACCUAUCUGCUCUGCUCCCUCGCGUGCUGUCUGCUGAUGCCGUGGGAGCCGGAAUAUGACGUCAUAUUCCGGCUCCCGCGGCAUCAGUAGGCAGCCCACGAGGGAGCAGAGGAUGAAGAUUAGAGCUCCCUCGCUGCGCCUGAUCACAGCACUGCUGCAUGCCUCCCAACAGCCCCAGGGACAGAUCCAUCAUCCACACCAGCUCUCCAGGUAGGGAGGCUGGGUGGAAAAUGUGUAUUUAUAAAAUAAUUAGUGAAUGUAUGUGAUGUGUGUCUGUGAGUGACAAAGUGUGUGUGUCUGUGAGUGACAGUGUGUGUGUGUGUCUGUGAGUGACAGUGUGUGUGUGUCUGAGAGUGACAGAGUGUGUGCGUCUGUGAGUGACAGUGUGUGUGAGUGACAGUGUGUGUGAGUGACAGUGUGUGUGUGUGUGUCUGUGAGUGACAGAGUGUGUGUGUCUGUGAGUGACAGUGUGUGAGUGACAGAGUGUGUGUGUCUGAGUGACAGUGUGUGUGUGUGUAUGUGAGUGACAGAGUGUGUGUAUGUGAGUGACAGAGUGUGUGUGUCUGUGAGUGACAGAGUGUGUGAGUGACAGUGUGUGUGAGUGACAGUGUGUGUGAGUGACAAAGUGUGUGCGUCUGUGAGUGACAGUGUGUGUAGGUGACAAAGUGUGUGCAACUGUGAGUGACAGUGUGUGUGGUUGACAAAGUGUUUGCGUGUGUGAGUGACAUUGUGUGUGAGUGACAUAGUGUGUGUGUCUGUGAGUGACAGAGUGUGUGUGUGCGUGUGUGUGUGAGUGCGUCUGUGUGUGUGUGUGUCUGUGAGUGUCUGUGAGUGUAUGAGUGUGUCUGUCAGUGUAUUUGUCAGUGUAUGAGUGUGUGUCUGUCAAAUCAGUGAGAGUAUGUUUGUCAUUGAGUCUGUGUGUGACUAUCAGUGUGUCUGUCAAUGAGUGUCAAUCAGUGUGGGUCUGUCAGUGUCAAUGAAUGAGUGUGUGUCAGAUCAAUGAGUCUGUGUCUGUCAGUGACGUCUGUGUGUUUGUCAUUGAGUGUGUGACUGUCAGUGUGUACAGAGUGUAGUGGAGCAGAGCGCGGUACAGGAGCUUCUGUUUCCUGUACCUGGCCAGACUGACAGGAGGUGCUCACAGAGAGAGCACUCCCUGUCAGUCCGGCCGGGUACAGAAAACUGAAGCUCCUUUAGGGGAUCUGCUCCACUCGGCAAUGCAACAAUAGAGGUAGGAGGCACACCAGGAAGGGGAGUGUGACCACUAAAGGGGUGUGGGGUGCACCAAGGGACAGGGAGGGAAUGGGAGAGAAACACCAAGAGACAGGGAAAAUAGGGGGGAGGGGAGAAGAACACUAAGGGACAGGGAAGGGAAGGGACCACUAAUGGUCAGGGAGGGGAGAGGGGCUGGUUAAGAGGCACAUAGGUGAAGAUGUUAUUUUUUUGGGGGGGGGCAGAAAAAUGCAUCUUCGCCUAUGUACCUAAAAAUCCAAGCACCGGCCCUGAUGCCAUAAGAUCCUCUAUCAUUAAGACUAUGCUUACAAACUACUAAUUACCAGAAACAAUGAUACCGAGGGACGCUUCUUCAAUUGUGUGACAUACCCCCGCCUGCCGGAUCAGGCUGCCCCAAUGCAGCAAACAAGGUAGCUAAACAAUGGGUUAGUUAGUACCCACUCCAAACCAAUCUCAUCAGUCACGGCCAUUAAGAGUGGUGACAUAAGUAUCACUAUUAUAGUCAUUCUAUAUCUUUCAAGUGUUACCUAUCAAUCAUAGUUUUUGUGGUUUGUAUUUGUUUGGUUUUUUUACUGCAAGGGUAAAAUGUUAAUCUCCUUUCUAUUACUUCUAAACCAGUUCAGAUCAAACAUUACAUGGCUAUACAGACGGUUGGUCACAAAUGCAUCUUUAAACAUACCUGUAACGGACACCACUGCCUAUAACGGAUAUACCAAAAAAUUGUCCAAAGCAAUAGUUUUUUGGUGGAUAGUAUCCUUUUAGGUAGCAAAUAAGUUAAAGUAGUAAAAUUCUAGAUGAAGCAGAUGAGUCCUUUACAAGUAUGCAAAUUCUUAAAAUCCCUUGAUGUAUUCCAAAAUAUAAAACAAGAAGAAGCAGAAAACACUCCAAUGGUGCAAUAUAUUAGUAUUACCAAGGUAGAAAAAAUAAGCUAACAAUUGGUUACUUGCACUUUGUAGAGCUAUGGCGAGCUCUAGCGUAUUGGAUAAGAUCAUUUGCAUUUCAUAGUUCAAUAUAAUAUCUAACAUUUUACAUACCUAAAUUAUGUUUAUGGUUAUAUUUUUCACUGCUUGCACCCUUGCACAACACACAAUAGACUGAACACACUAAAUAAAUUAUUAAAAAAAUAGGAUUUUCUCUGUACAAACAGUUAAACAAACAAACAAACAAACGUUGAACAACUGUAUAUUGAUAACUAGUCCUACACUACUAGAAGCAGUGAUCCAGGCUAAGAGAGAGGAACUUUUGAGGAAUAAAAAACACUGAACAAAAAUUUAACUUAACAACAUUAGGAACAAUGAAGAAUGUAAUAUCCUAUCUCUUACUCAUAGUUGUUUAACCCCUUCAGGACGGAGUCAAUAGUACACGUUCUGAUCAAAACAAAAUGUAAAGAAAACCUGGACUUUGCCCUAUAUGUCUGUUCAACAGUAAUUCAGCUCUUCCAUAUUAAGUGCACCCACACUUAUUAUAUAUCAGUUUGUUCAGGAGAAACAGGGCUUUACUUUCAUAUCAAAUAUUAAUAUAUGAAGCAUAAUUUAUUAUGAAUAAAAUAAAAUAAACUUUUUUAAAAAAAAUUGUAGUUCCACCUCACAUUUUAGCUGUAAAUGUCAUAGUACUGUUAGCUUUUACUGCAAAAAAAAAACACAUAUUUGGAUUCAGCAAAGUCUCACGAGUACAACAGUAGCUCCCAUUAACAGUUUGUAUGGUGUUUUGGGAAGUUACAGGGUCAAAUAUAGCACAUUCCAUUUUUCAGUUUUUUCAAAUUGAAAUUUGCCAGAUUAGUAAUGUUACCUUUGAGACUGUGUGGUAGCCCAGGAAUUAGAUUUACCCCCAUGAUGGCAUACCAUUUGCAAAAGUAGACUACCCAAGGUAUUGCAAGUGGGUAUGUCCAGUCUUUUGUAGUAGCCACUUAGUCACAAACACUGGCCAAAGUUAGCAUUCAUUUUUGUUUUUGUGUGAAAAAAGCAAAAAAACUAAUAUUUGGCCAGUGUUUGUGAUUAAGUGGCUACUAAAAAUGACUGUAAAUACCCCAUUUGCAAUACCUUGAGUUGUCUACUUUUGCAAAUGGUAUGUCAUCAUGGGGGUAAUUCUUAUUCCUGGGCUACCUACGGGCUCAAAAGGCAACAUAACCAAUCUGGCAAAUUUCAAUGUGAAAAAAAUGUAAUGCAAGCCUUAUAUUUGACUCUCUAACUUUCCAAAACACCAUAAAAACUGUACAUGGGUGGUACUGUUAUACUUAGGAGACUUCACUGAACACAAAAAUAAGUGUUUUAAAACAGUAAAACGUAUUGCAAUAAUAUCGUCAGUAAAAGUGCAGUUCGUGUGUGAAAAAUGCAAAAAAAUUUACUUUUACUAAAAAUAUAAUUGUUGUAAUACAAGUUACCAUUUUGAAACACUAAUAUUUGUGUUCAGCAAAGUCUCCCAAGUAAAACAGUACCCCCCAUGUACAGAUUUGGUGUCUUGGAAAGUUACAGGGUUAAAUAUAGUGCUUGCAAUUCAAAUUCUCUGCACUUUCUGCCUGGGUUGUCAGGCAUGUCAAUCAAAUUUUUAUAAAUUAAAUCGCAUAAUUAUGUUAAAAUAUUACUUAAAUAUACACGUAGAAUUUUAAUAUAUAUACAUAUAUAUGUAUUUAAAGUCUACAUGUAUACUUAUGUAGUUAUUUAUGUAAUUAUAUAUAUUUAUCUGUUUAUAUAUAUUUGUGGUUAUUUGUAUUUUAUAUAUAUAUAGAUAUAGAAUGUCAUUCUAAGUGUAUUUUGUUACCAAUAUAUACAUAUACAAACACACUGCACCCCCUGCACUAACACACAAACACACUGCACCCCCUGCACUAACACACAAACACACUGCAGCCCCUGCACUAACACACUUCACACACUUCACACACUGCACCCCCUGCACUAACACACAAACAUACUGCACCCCCUGCACUAACACACAAACACACUCUAUACAAACUACAGCCCCUGCAUUAACACACAACACACACUCUAUACCCCUAUAUCCACACUACACCCCCUGCACUUACAUACAAACCCACUCUCUAUACCCUUUAUAUACACACUAUACCCCCAGCACUCACCUACACACUCUGUACCCCCUAAACAUACACUACACUCCCUGCACUUUCAUACGUUAUGCCCCUUUAAACACAUACAUUACAUCCCCUGCAUGCAAACACACUAAUUUAUAUCCCCUAUAAAUACAUAUUCCGCACCCCCUGUACACACUACACCACCUAUGCAUACAUCACCGCACCUAUACACAUGUGCUCUACAGCUCUUAUAUGCAUACACACACUAGAACCCCUAGAUACACUCACAAACACACAGUAAAGCUCUUUACAUGCACACACUACAUCCCAUAGGCCCUCACACUCUACAGGCCCUAUAUAAAUACACACACACAGACACACAAACACACACACAUACUUUACAACCCAGAAACACACACUGCAGCCCCUAGCCACAUGCAGUACACCAUAAACAUACCUCCUUACACACAAUACAACACAAAUAGUCUGUUUUACACACAUGCAACCUCCAGGCGCGUGAUAUUAACAUACUCAUUUGGUGGAGGGGAGGGGGUGUGCAUGUCAAAGGUGGUGACAUGACACGCCCCCUUUCUGACCCCACCCCUAGUAAUGGGCUGCUCUGCCUUUAAUUGCCCGGGCUGAAUUUUUGUCCCAGUCCGGCCCUGCUUGUCAUUGUGCUACACACAAUUUUCUCUAUCAAAAAGUUAGUUCAGAGGCUUAAAAUACUGGUCUGAAUAACCAAACACACAAUUAUUGAAUCAUAAUAUUACAGUUUUGAAAAGGAAAAAAGAAACAACUAUGACUAUUUUCCUUAUUAUUCAGGUGGUCUGACCAUGGCAUCCGUAAACAAGAGUAUCAACACAUUUUCACUUAAUCUUUACAAAGAACUGAGCAGCUCUAACAAUGAGAAGAGUGUUUUCUGCUCACCUAUAAGCGUAGCAUCAGUACUGUCAAUGCUGAACUUGGGUGCCAGAGGAGACACACAGAGGCAAAUAAAGAAGGUAAGUAAAUCUCUUUGCAAAACUACGUAGCACUAAUGCACAGAAUUAAAGGAACACUUCAAACACCAAAACUACUACAUCUAGCUGUGGUAGUUAUUGUGCCAGGAGUUCCCUGAUGCUCCUCAUUGAAAGUAGGCAGAGUUGGAUGUUCCAAAACAGUAACUUCUGUUGGCAUUCCUUAGCUCUUAAGCGCUUACCUCAUUGGCUAGGACCAUCAGGGAUCAUUAGUAAUGAAGUUAAGGAGCGGCACCCAGCAAAGCCCAGGGAAGAAAUCAAACCAUUCAAAACUAGCUUGACUAUUUGCAAUGUGGGGCACCAGGUCACCCCAAGCACCACAGUGAUAACUGUAAGUUGAUUAAUGUGUUUUCCUUUAAUAAUUACUGGUUAUGGAUUGACUUUGAAAUAAGUGUGUUAGAAAUGAAUUCUAUUUCCAUCCUGCCAUAAGAGACAAACCCACUAGAGGAGAAGAAAGGAAAAAUUUGCCAAAGGAACACUCACAACACUUCUCCAGGUCCAUCUAAUUCAAUCACCUCAUGCUAACAAACACCCACUGGGAACGGCUGACAUGUCUGCUGUAAUGAGUCUUAAAGUAGUGUUAAAUUAAAGCCUGAAGUUAGGAAAAGAGUCAAACUCAGUCCUUGUAGAGUCCUUUUUAAAUACUGAAUGUUUUCAGUCUUAUACACCUUUUUAAAGGGACACUAUAGUCACCUGAACAACUACAGCUUAAUGUAGUUGUUCAGGAGAUAUCUAUAGCUCCAUGCAGGCAAUCUAGAUUUUCAGAGAAAAUACAGUGUUUACAUUGAUUGACAGGAAUACCUCCAGUGGCCGUCACUCAGACGGCCACCAGAGGGACUUCCUAUCAUGUAUGGCCCUAAAAAGGCCAUGUACAUGUCAGACGUAUUAAAAUACGUCUGACGUGUGCAGGUGAGAGAAGGCACUGUGUGCGUGCCUUCUCUCUCCUGCCUGUCAGCAGUGGAAAGGGGGCAGGCAAAGACCGUGAGCUGAGCUGUCAGUCAGUUCAGCUCGCGGCCGCGCACACCGCGUGCAUUCGCAGUAGUGCCGCCCUAUGAAGUAUGUGCACAUGUGCGGAGAAGCAAUGAUGCUUCCAAAUGGAAGCGUCCGAUUGCUCCCUGCUCAUGUCCGCCUAUUUUGUCAUUUGGACGAAAUAGGGGGCGCGGCUUCACGAGGCUCCCGGCGCUGGAACCAGGUGAGUAAAAAGUUCUGCCUGGAGAGUCUCUUUAAACAAUGCUUUUAAAAUACAUCAUGAAAACAAGUUUGGAUAAUUUCAGUAUUUCCAUAUUGUAACGGAUCACCUUGCACCCCGACUGGGUACCUCUGUUGAUGGGUGUUUCCCGAGGGCUCCAAGCGCUCCACUUGACACCAUAAGCACUGCAGACCCCACGAACCGCCGCAGCUUGGUUGGGGUCUCGCCGUCUCCUACCCACCCUGGACCUACGACAAGGCUCCAGUGGGUGAACCUCUCUUCCUUCAGAGAGCGAAGCAGGAACAAGCUCUUAAAAGAGCUUAGUGAUUAUAGCCAGGGGAGUAUACAGCGUAUAGCAAUCCCCAGUGUAGAUGCAGCCUUUUCCCCCACACAUGAGACGAGGCUCUAUGUUGAGGGUAAAACCGGAACUCAGCAGUCUGAGGGUUUAUUGUCUCUUAUAUACAGAUUUUUCCACAAGGUUACCACCCACGUGGACCUUGUGGAACACAGGAUACAAAGUUACAAAGCCAAUAAGGACAGACUUGUACAGUUAGACACGCCCAGAUAAUGUACACAAACCCUCCCCUCUGCUUGGGAGAUAAUUGAGUAAGAUACUGUAAUUAACUCAAUUAUCCCCAAGCAGAAAAAAACAAUUUUUUCACAAAAUACAGAAAACACCCCAAAACACCAUGUAUCCCCAUAAAUUAUACAUCACUGGAUAGCCCUGAUCUAGGUUAACAACAUACCCAAGAAUCACCCAGAUCAGAGCAGGGGUUCAGGAAAUUCCUGGAAGUCAUAUUUGACCGACCGCAAGCAUGGCUUUUUAUGCCCAAAACAGUUCCACAGAUUUAGGCAAUGCGGCCAGUCUAUCUCCUGCUCUAUCCUGGAGAUAAUUGGCUUAAGUGGCUGUGGUAACUUAAUUAUCUCCAGUAACAGGAACUAUCUCUAAGUCAAAAACUGUUACAAAAACCACAUAAAUUUACAAAACUCUUAUAAUACAAUGUUUAACCUAUAUGUCCAACAUAUCCCCAUAGCUUGGAUCUGAGCGCUCAAUAUGUCCAGUGUUAAAAGUGCACUAUAGUACCAGUAAGGGUGGGGUCAGAAAAUAGCAAGGGCUGAUGGGAGAUUGAGGAGGGACAAAGCAGCCUGUUUCAACGCCCUGCUGGAGAACAAUACGACAGGAAAAAGGGGGGCGGGAGGAGGCACAAUCCAGUAAGACCAAAUAAACAUUUUAGCAUGUCUUUUUGCAGGGUCCAUAAUCCUGAGGCAAAAGGCUGGCAAACAGGCCCCUCCAAAACCCAGUGGCGAGGUUAUUUUCGCCACACAUAUUCUAUUCUAUUUUCAGGAAACAAAGCAAAGGUAAAGAAGGAAUCCCCCAGUCAUAUAUUUCUGUUGAGCCAGUGUGCAAAACAGUCAAUGCUGCCUUUGUUAGGAAGUGUACAGAGUGACAUAUUCUCAGACACAUUGGGAUGACACAUAUAGCUGAUGUGGCCUCCAACAAAGCAACUCUUUUAAAACAAUCUAUACCCACAUUUAAAGGCAUGCUCUUGGCACUAUAACUACUUUACCUCACUGAAGAUUAGAUUAGAUUAGGUUGUCUCUAACAUAUGAUAAUGAUAGGAACUGCAUAAUUGGUGUUCUGCACUUUUUACUUGUUUCCCAUAUGACAAUGAAAAGUUAAAAUGGUCAUGUCAAAAACAGAUAAUUCACAUAUAAAUUCAAUAUACCGAAAUUGACAAAACAAUAUAAUAAUAAUUAUUAUUAUCAUCAUUAUUAUUAGUAGUAGUAGUAGUAGUAUUCCAGCCCUAGUUGACAAAGGUGUAAAAUCUGGUUAUGUGUACCAAAAACCUGAGUAAAAUUCUUCAGAAGUGAAAGGAAAAAAGGAAACAGAAUAUUAUGAUCUUUGAAAGAACUGCAAAUAACUGCAACAUGUGUUAGUGCGUUAUAUGUAUGUAUACGCAGUGUUUUGAUAAUUACAGGUUUUGGAAUUUGGUGAAUUUACUGAAGCGAGAGUUAAACCUCCCAAUCGAUGUGAAAAUCCAGCCCAAGGCAUUCAGCAAACGCAGCGAGUUCAGAAGCAGACGGUAAUAUCCCUUUAA
Messenger RNA from Pelobates cultripes (western spadefoot toad), 18933 nucleotides. NCBI's taxonomy places the organism in Eukaryota, Metazoa, Chordata, Amphibia, Anura, Pelobatidae. The record is from the annotation of a GenBank genome assembly.